UGUAUGUGAUGAUGCAGGGCUGCAGAUUUUGUAAGGAAACACAUUCCUUCCUGAAGAUCAUGGUCUAAGAACUGCCUUUCUGUAUCAAUAUUUAGAUUAAUUUUGUUGACUUUGCCAGGCCUUCUCUAAAAGGCUGUUUACAUUUAUGUAAUUUAAAUUACUUUUGUCCAACUUGGUAGCAAGCCAGGCUGGACUCAGCUCAGUAUUUGAAUGCCUUUGUCAGAAGUUAAAGUGGAAACUUGAAAAAUAUAAACCACCACAAAACUAAUGCCAAACCCUCUGCUAUUGUCAUAUGAGCCCUCAUAAACGGUUAUUUCAUUCCAAAUAAGUUGAGGUUGCUGUUUGUAAUUUAGCAGUAACUUUGUGGUGUGAGAACUACCCUAUUUAGUGUGGUAAUGUGUUUCCUUUGAAGUCCUAGCAGGACAGUGUGUCAACAUGAUUCUUAAUUGGACUUAAUAUGAAGAUUUUUUUUUGAGUGCCUUUCAUAUGUUUAUAGGAAUUGAAAAAAUCCCAAACCAAACUAAAAAAAAUUCCCAAACACACACCCACACCCACUUAACAAAAUCUAGUCCUGUGUAGUUGAUAACAAAGGAAAAAAAAUGGGGAAUCACAAGGUGACUUGGGUUGGAAGGGAACAUCAAGAUCAUUUUGUUCCAACCACCCUGCCAUGGGCAGGGAUGCCAUGCACUAUAUUGGUUUGCUCAGAGCCCCAUCAAGCCUGGCCUUUAAUGUUCCCAGGGAUGGGGCAUUCCACCUUCUCUGGCCAACCUGUUCCAGUCCCUCACCACCCUUGCAGUAAAGAAUUUCUUCAUGUCUAAUCUAACCUGCUCUCUUUCAAUCUGAGGCCAUUCCCCCUUGGCCUGUCACUACAUACCCUUGUAACAAGUCCCUCUUCAUUUUUCUUGUAGGCUCCCUUCAGGUAUGGAAGGCUGCAGCUGGGUCACCCUAAGCCUUCUCUUCUCCAGGCUGAACAAUCUCAGCUCUCUCAGCCUGAGGUGUGCCAUCCCUCUCAUCAUCUUGGGAGCUCCUCUGGGCUCCCUCCAGCAGCUCCAUGUCCUUCCUUUGCUGGGAGCCCAGAGCUGAUGCAGCCCUGCAGGUGGGGUCUCACAGGAGCAGAGGGGCAGAAUCCCCUCCCACAGCUUGCUGGCCAUGCAGUUUUGGAUGCAGCCCCGGGACAUGUUUGCUUUUCUGGGCUGCCAGUCCACAUUGUUGUGUCCAGCCUCUCAUCCAAGAGAAUCCUCAAGUCCUUGGCAGGGCUGCUCUUGAUCAGUUCAUCCCCCAGAACAUUUUACAUGGGUCAGUGUCAACAGUGAUUUACUGGAAGGAUGUGUGAGAAACUCACUUUUGUUGUAUGAGGGUUUUGCUUCUUUGUUUGGGUUUUUUGUUUUGUUUUUCCUUGUAAUCUGAAGGAAGCUGCCAUGGAUAUGCAGAUGUGCAGGUUUGUAAGGCCCAUAUUGGUAGUAUUGUUGAAGAGGCUUGCUGAUUUCUCUAGAGUAUCUUCAUGUAUCUAUCAACUGCCUCAUCUGUGGUUGUAGUUUAGAGAAUAUUCCAAAUGGUCAUCUUGCAUAAAGCCUGAAAGGGCAAUUUGGCAUUAUAGGUAAGCUGGUGUAACAUUGUGGGCUUUUUCCCAAAAAGAACUGAUCUUGAUUCUGGUCCUACUUGCUUUUCCUGUGUUGUGUGUUGUUAGGUGCAGGGUGAGUAAAGUCAGAAGAUGAGUUUACAGCUAUACAACCAUGAAGGCAAAUGCAGAGUGGAACAAAGCCAGCAGUGGGGCUACCUCCCAUGAAAUACUGUAAUUGUACCAUAGAGUAGGUAUUGCCUCCAAGUGUUUGGAAAGAGGGGUUUGCCCUUGCUGUGAUGUGUUAGGGUGAUCUUUCUGUGGCAGCUGGAAUGGACCUGGCUGAACCUAAUCCAGUGAAUGGGGAAGCCUUGGCUCAGAUGAGCUUCCCGGUCCUGGUUCAUGGUGCAGCUUCAGCUCUGGUGUAGGGAAUCAGUUUGGGAUUUUUUUAUCAUUUUUUCCUUUUGCAGGCUUCAGGUAGAGAUGCAGGCUGUGGCUGACAGUACACAGGGCAGGUUACCUGACUAAGUGGCUGUGUCCUUACCUAGCUCUGGCAUGUAGCCAGUGCUCCUGGAAGUAGACUCCACUUGCCUCUCCUCCUCCUUUUCCCAGUUGGUUGUGGGACUAGUGAGCUAAGUCAGCUCGGCUGUGGCUGAUGUGGCAGGUUCUAGAGAUGCCAUGACAAAAGAAGCAGAAGCCAAGGCCUAAAAGUGGGGCUAUCCCUUUGGUGGCCCAAACUGUAAAAGUUAUUUGUUAGUCAACUGAAAAUUUAUCCUAGUGAUUGUUUUCUCAUGUUUCCUCCCAGUGUAGUACUUGCUUACAAAAAAAAGAUAGUGAGAGCACUGAUUUUAAAUUAUUUGCACAGGCAUGCCUACAAAUGCAUCUCUUUCUGUAUUGCUCUGUGCUUUUUAAUUACUCCCUUAUGCUUUUGCAAGUGUCUCAUUUUCCCUUGUUUGCCUGCAGGUCCAGCUGCUUCAGUUUUGUGUUGUUACUUACCCUUAUAUAUGCACUGUCUAAAUCUUGGUCUCAUGAAUUUAAAAAACAGUAUCUAACUGGGUGUCAAGGGUCACGUAAUAUUCCUCAGUUCAUUAAUAAAGAGAAUCUUACUCCUUUAAAUCUGCCAACUCUUGUACCCUCUUGAACAGUGUGGUUUAUAGAACAAUAAUCCAAGAAUAGCUCAUUUAGCUUGCUGUGUUCAUUGAGCUUUUCCUAUAUGAAGCACUGAACAGUGGCAUCCAUCAUUUGUCCCACAAAUGUGUUUGAAUUCCUUGGUUUAAUUCACUGUCUGUAAAGCAUUGCAGAAUACUGCUCUAACAUAUAAAGAAAUCUUGAGGGGGGUCUUUAACUUAUUUAAGCACUAACUCAGGAACAUUUAAUCAUAGAGGGAGUGUUAAGUGCAUUCUAUUCCAUGUGUAGGGGUUUAUUAAACAAGUUUGGCAUAGGCUAUGCUGAAUUCUUAAUUAGUAUAUGAUUAGUUUGCUAAUGGAAGUGAGGACUAGUUUCCAUUUUAAGGUACAGAGUACCUGUAAGCCCAAUGUCAUGACCUGAGCUAAAAUCCUUAGUUGACUUUGAGGUAUAUUGAAAUCAUUCAGUAUUGAAGCAGUAUUUCUACAGGAGAUUGUUUCCACUUCUUUUGCAGUUGGUUUUCUGUUAUAUUCACUUUUUGAGCUUUCCUGAAAAGUCGUGUUGACCUUCCUGUAUUUACUGUGUGCCAUGGUUUAACCCCAGGCAGCCACUUGCUCGCUCACCCACCAGUGGGACUGGGGAGAGAAAUGGAAGGGUAAAAGCUGGAAAACUCAUGGGUUGAGAUAAGGGGAGUUCAAUAGGGAAAGCAGAAGCCACACAGACAGGCAAGGUGAAACCAGGAAUAGUUCACUGUGUUCAGCCAUGUCCAGGGCAGGCUGCUGGCUGAAUAUCCGAUGUGAUGGCGGGGGGGCCCUAUCAUGUGCAGUGCCUGCUUGGGAGACACAUGCCAGCGCUCCAUCUCCUUCUUCCUCUUUCCAUUUUUAUAUGCUGAGCAUGUCAUAUGGUCAGAAUAUACCUUUGGUCACCUGUCCUGCUGUAUCUGCCACCCAUCUCCCACGUACCUCCAACUUCCUCACCAGUGUGGCAGCACAAAAAGCAGAAAAGGUCUUGGCUGUAUGUGAGUGCUGUAAGAAAUAACAAAAACAUCUCUUGUUCUCAGCCCUGUGUUCAUGACAAAUCCGAAACACAGCCCCAUACCAGCUACUGCAAAGAAAGUUAACUUUCCCCCAGCCAAAACCAGCACACUGAUAAAAACAAAAAGUGAAGUUCACAGUAACUUCUAAUAGUCAUAACUAAUUAGUGUACUUGUACCUAUAAAGUAUCUGGAACAUACUUGUGUAUCUUCAUUAGUUUAACAGGUUGAUUUCAUCUAGGAAAGACCCCUGUAUUAAGACACAAUCCAUACUUAGUAAUUAGAAGAAUCAUUAUUCACUCCAUACAUAGAGUCAAACUGGUUUAACAGUGCCAGUAAACUACUAAAAUUUUACAAACAUUGUUUUUGUGGCAGUAAAACUGGUCAGGGGUAUAUGCAGUACUUUUUCCAAAGUAAACUGAAGAUCUUUGGAAUGGACAGAAUUUUCACACAUUAUGUUUUCAUGCUGUUGUGGUUUGUUCUUACUCAUUUAAAGGACAUUACAUUAGAAUCAAGGCACUUGAUAGUGGGCCAGCUGUACCAACAGUGUAGUAUAAUAAAAUGAGAGAUGUUGUCUUUUAUAUCAAAUUGAACAUCAAAGCUUAAAGAAAUACUCUUCCUGGUACUACUUUUAAAGUUCUUAGUCUACACAAGUAUGAUAUCUAAAAAUGCUAUUAAUAGGAACCUCCUACUAAGACAAUUAAAGUUGUGUAACUUUUGUCCCUGGAGAAGGUUAAGUUAAAUGGUCUUCUGGGUAUAACUUAACUGUACUAGUGGAGAGGUUAGUGCUUCUGACUACCAACCCUCAAAAUUGCUGUCUGCUCUCAUGGGAAUGAAUGUUUCCUGACCCAGUUCAGUUGAAGUAAGCCUGAAAUACUUUAAAAAGUAAGUAUUUCAUAAAUUAUUUUGACUAAAACCUUGAUAAUUGUUCCUUCCUCAGCACAUAAAAGCUGAGGAGGAAGUAGAGAUGAGAGGUUUAAUUGGUGCAAGCUAAUUACAGUUUUCCACUGCUGUGGUGGCCUACAGGGUGCUUACAUAACAGUGGAACACCACUGGACUUGAUGAUGCCAGAUUCACCACCACCCUGUUUGUACUAACUGGUGACGGUGAUGCAUUUAAAAAUAAUACUGAGUCUUGUCAAGAAGGCUCACUAACUCAUUCACUAGGGAAAUAAACUAACAGUAUGUAACUUACGCACAAAAAUAUUUUGGUAGCAUUUUGAGUCUGAAGAUUGAACAGAAAAGCAAUAAAUGCAUUUUAAAGCAUUUAAGAGGAAGUCUAAUGCCUGCCUUCUGUCAAAGUGCCUGCUUUUAGAUGGUGCUUCUGGUGGAUGGGGGGAUUGAGCUUUUGUAAGGAAAAGAGAUGGAUGUAUAAUUCUGCUUAUUAUUUUUUUCAAAUGUUUUUGAAACAGCUUCAUUUUUUAUUUAAUUACGUGACAAGUAAUGGUGUCAAGCAGUCAAGAAAUAAAUUUGAGAACAAGUGCAGUGAUCAUCCUUGUAGAGCAGGUCUAAUCAGUCUAAGUACAAUGCUGAUAUUUGUGUUACUCUCUACCUAGAGCAACAGAAGCAAAAUGUUUCUGUGCUGUGUAUCUUCUGAGAAGAGGAUUCUUCCCUGUUCCCAGAAAUAAAAAAAUAAACAAAGGGAUCAUCUCGGACUAGGGGAAUACAAGGCUGCCAAACUAGGAUGUAUUGUACAUUUGCAGAGGCAGUGGUUUAAUCAUAUUGACAUUUCACAUAGUUGUCAGCAACACAUCUUUUUAAAGGAAAAUUUUAGAAAGGUUAUGUUUGUUCUGUAGUUUUACAGUGUGUCAGAUUAUAGUGGUAGAAACUCAGAGAAGGAAGUAAGAGCUUAAGCUGUGACAGUGUCAGUGGCUAAAUGGCUGUGGGACAAGGAACUUGUUACCACUUCAUUUUUCAGAAAUUUUGUGGUAAAAGUAAAGGCAAGGAUCUUGGUCUGAUGUGAAGAAGGGAAACCAGUAGACCAAAUGAGUAGUGCUUGUUAUAGGCAGCUGUAGGCUUGCUGGUUGAAACAGCAGCAGUUGAAAAUAAUUUUUGCAGGAGUAUUCAAAGUGAAAUAUAAAUAAGGCAAAAAUUAUUUGGGCAGUGUUUGUAAACAACAUAAUGCUUGUGUGUUGGCAGGAGCCUUGGCUCUCCUUUCUCUUUUCUAGUCAUAAUACAACUAAUAUUACAGUUCUUUUAACUGUUGGACAUUAUAAAGCAGAUCCAAAAACUAUGUGCAGCUUUUUUAUGUUGUGGUCUCUGGUCUUGUAGAAUUCCAGGUUUCCUCCUUUCAAUGUUCUAGAUAACUUUAGAAAGGAAGUAAAAAUGUGAUUAUCAGUCUUAAAUAUCUGAAUAAAAUUUGGUUUAUCAUGGUUUGUCUCAUUCAUUUUGAAAGGAGAAGAGACUAUUCUAAGGCAAAACCUGGCAAUUAAUUGACUCCAUCUACUUCUUUCCUAUACUACCAAUAAACAUUUCUCAUAUAUGGGCUGGUGUGUCCUUUGAAUGGGUAUGGCAUGGUUUUGACAAGCAUGGAAAAAAGCAUUUCUGAAAGCAAGAAGAUUCACAUUAGAUGAGAACACCUUGAAGAUCACUUCUGGUUAUUGAAGAUCAAAACUCAGACUGAUGAUACUUAGAAUAAUUAAGGUUGAAAAGAAAUUGAAUUCAGCUGUUAACCCAGCAUCCCUGUGAUUGUCACUGGGCCUGGUCCUGUACACUUCCAGGGACAGCAAUUCCAACUGGGCAGUCUGUGCCAAUGCCUGACUACUCUUUCAGUGAAGAAAUUUUUCCUGGUAUCUAAUCUAAACCUCCCCUGGUACAACUUCACUCCUUUCAGGUGCUUGUAGAGAGCAGUAAGUUUCUGCUGUGCCUCCUUUUCUCCAGGCUGAACAACCAAGUCAUGCUCCAGCUCCAUUGUCCUCUGGACUGCCUCCAGCACCUCAGAGGCUUUCCUGCAGUGAGGGGCCCAGAACUGGACAUGACAUGUGAAGUGUGGCCUCACCAGUGCUGAGUACAGAGGGACACUGUCCUGGUCACGCUGGCCACAGCCCUGCUGAUCCAGGCCAGGAUGCCCUUGGCCUUCUUGGCCACCUGGGCACGUGCUGGCUCAUGUUCAGCUGCUAUUGAUCAGCAUCCCCAGGCCUCAGCCCCUUGAUCCAGCCUGUCCAGAUCCCUCUGCAGAGCCUUCCGACCUUCCAGCAGGGAUGUCUAAAGAGUGAUUAAGCAUACCUGAUGGGAAGUCUAACACAGAUACCCUAGUGUGUGCAUGCCUCAAACUCAUGAUUUGUGUAGCUCUGACAGCUGGUUCUGCAUCCCUAAGUUGAACCACCUUGUGCUUGUUCCAGACAGCAUGAAGAGGAAAUUCUGGUGAUUAAAGAUCAUGGCAACCAUAGAGGAACUGGCCCAUCAAAUUUUUGAACAGCAGAUGGGAGAGGUUACACAUUCCCAGGAAGGUGGUACACAGACACUAAUGGAUGGGGCAGCACAGCGAAUACAGAUUGUCCCUGCAGAUUCAGGCCUCUCUUUAUCACAGCGGAUACAGAUUGUCACAGAUCAGCAGACGGGCCAGAAGAUUCAGAUUGUUACAUCACUUGAUCAGAGCUCAGCAGGCAAGCAGUUCAUCUUAACAAAUCAUGAUGGCUCUACCCCAAGCAAGGUGAUCCUUGCCAGACAAGAUUCCACUCCAGGAAAAGUUAUCCUAGCAACUCCAGAUGCUGCAGGUGUCAACCAACUGUUUUUUGCAUCCCCUGAUAUAUCUGCACAACACAUCCAGAUUUUAACGGACAACUCCCCCAAUGAACAGGGCCUAAAUAAAGUGUUUGAUCUGUGUGUUGUGUGUGGAGACAAAGCAUCAGGGCGUCAUUAUGGAGCAGUGACCUGUGAGGGAUGCAAAGGAUUCUUUAAAAGGAGCAUACGGAAGAAUUUGGUUUAUUCGUGCCGAGGAACGAAGGACUGUGUCAUUAACAAGCACCACCGGAAUCGCUGCCAGUACUGUAGGCUGCAGAGAUGCAUCGCCUUUGGCAUGAAACAGGAUUCUGUACAGUGUGAGAGGAAACCUAUUGAAGUGUCAAGAGAAAAAUCUUCGAACUGUGCAGCUUCUACAGAAAAGAUCUACAUUCGGAAAGAUCUCCGUAGUCCAUUAGCUGCAACCCCAACUUUUGUAACAGACAAUGAAACAGCAAGAUCAACGGGUUUGCUGGAAUCAGGAAUGUUUGUAAACAUUCAUCCGUCUGCAAUAAAAAGUGAACCUACUGUGCUGAUGACUCCAGAUAAGGUAGAAGCAUGUCAAGGAGAUUUAAGUACACUGGCAAAUGUAGUGACUUCAUUAGCAAAUCUCAGUAAAUGCAAAGACGUGUCACAAAGCAGUACAGAGCUAUCCAUGAUUGAAAAUUUGAGUAAUGGAGAUGCAUCAUUAUCUGAACUCAAGCAAGAAGAACAAGCUAGUAGUGAUGUUACAAGGGCAUUUGAUACUCUUGCAAAAGCAUUAAAUCCAGGAGAGAGUGCAGCAUGCCAGAACUCUGAAAGCAUUGACACCAGUGCACAGCUGCUUGGUGGAGAAACAAGCAUGAACAUCGUGGAAAUAGAGGGGCCACUACUCAGUGAUGCUCAUGUAGCAUUCAGGCUCACCAUGCCUUCUCCUAUGCCUGAUUAUCUUAAUGUUCACUAUAUUUGUGAGUCUGCCUCCAGGUUGCUUUUCUUGUCCAUGCACUGGGCACGUUCCAUUCCAUCUUUCCAAGCUUUGGGACAGGAUAACAGCAUAUCAUUAGUAAAAGCCUGCUGGAAUGAACUUUUUACGCUUGGUCUAGCACAAUGCUCACAAGUUAUGAAUGUGGCAACGAUCUUAGCUGCUUUUGUUAAUCACCUUCAAGGCAGUUUACAACAAGAUAAGCUGCCAACAGACAGAGGAAGACUAGUAAUGGAGCAUGUCUUCAAAUUGCAAGAGUUUUGUAACAGCAUGGUUAAACUGUGUCUGGAUGGGUAUGAAUAUGCAUAUUUGAAAGCAAUUGUUCUCUUCAGUCCUGAUCACCCAGGUCUAGAAAAUGUGGUACAGAUUGAGAAAUUUCAAGAAAAAGCUUACAUGGAGUUCCAAGACUAUGUAACAAAGGCGUAUCCGGAUGAUACCUACAGGCUAUCUAGACUUCUUCUGCGAUUGCCUGCUCUCAGGCUGAUGAGUGCUGCCAUCACUGAAGAGCUGUUCUUCGCAGGACUGAUUGGCAAUGUUCAGAUUGACAGCAUCAUCCCAUACAUUCUGAGAAUGGAGACAGCAGACUACAACUCUCAGAUCAUAGGUCAUGGUGUGUAAAAGGAGCAGUCCAGGAUUCUGUACCAUGGCAAUCAUGGUGAUGUAAAUGCAUACCCUGUCUCCAAGAGAUGGUCAUUAGCCUUCCAGUGCACCUUUCCAAAGAAGGCUCAUAUUCCUCCUUUCCAGUACACUUGGGAAACGUGGUGGAGUGUAUUAGGAUAUAGGAUCCCUUCCUGUUCUUCAUCUGUCUUCAAGGACUUGUAAAUUAACUUGAUAUCUGAAGAAGGUCAAGAAUUGUCCAUCCUAUUUUUGUAGGUAGACGGACUUGCAAUAUUUGUUUAUUAAGUUCAGGCUUAUGAGGAAACUGAAGAAGCUUUGAUUGAACUAAGGUAUCUCAACUUAGUUUGAUGUUUUAGACAAAUAAAUUAACUUUCCUCUCUGA
Molecule: messenger RNA, 9396 nt
Organism: Melospiza melodia melodia
Lineage: Eukaryota; Metazoa; Chordata; Aves; Passeriformes; Passerellidae
Gene: NR2C1
Product: nuclear receptor subfamily 2 group C member 1
Exons: 17
Coding region: 7092-9014 (640 amino acids)
Biological process (GO): negative regulation of transcription by RNA polymerase II; anatomical structure development; cell differentiation
Molecular function (GO): nuclear receptor activity; zinc ion binding; RNA polymerase II cis-regulatory region sequence-specific DNA binding
Source: RefSeq, a predicted model, not a curated record